GGCCUGCUCCCCGGCCAGGGCCGAAAACGACCUAGUGAGUCCCUCGCGGGCGAACCAGGACACAACAGAUAGUAGGCGGGUGGUGUCCCAAGGUGCAACUCACCGCCGCGCUGGCUCAGCGUGGCGGUGAGGAUGCACAGACGGUGGUAGUGGCGAGAGGUGUAUGUGGACACUGUUCCCGCGGCAGUAAUGCAAAGCGGCAAACUGCACCUGGCAACCACCGUCGCGGAAAGCGUCGCCCACGAAGCUGGCGGAGUAGAGAGAUUCGUAAACACCACGUCAGUAAGCACCGCUCGCGGGAGAAGGGAGACGACCGCGGGCACCGCGGGGAGGGAGUGCUGCACCCUCCUCGUCAAAACACCACAGGCAAGAACCGAGCUCUGCAGAGAUGGAUUCAUGCGAGGAAACUCGCCGCUCGGAAAAGACGGAAAAAAGCACACCCACAACGCGAGGUGGACCGAGAGAGACACGAGACCGCAGCGGCCGUCAAGGCGGCUGGGAAGAAGAAGGCACGAGAGGGCGACCUAUCGUUCGGCACGUUCAACGUACGCACGCUCGCCUACGGCGAUUUGUUCCGCGACCGGCUGUGAUGUGAUAGGACUUCAGGAGACCCGACGAGAGGGGCAAGGUUCAAUUGCACACGACGGGUACGUGAUCAUCUGGAGUGGCGCCCGUGCUGGCACCAAGGACAAGAGGGGCGUACACGGUGUGGGCAUAGCGAUCAAGGAGGCCAUGUGGGAGAGUGUGGGCGAGGAAGGUAGGACGGUGGAGUGCAUUAGCCCGAGGCUGAUGAAGGUUCGUCUACAAAGUGGCCGCACCUGCGGAGUAACUUUCGUGGUGGGGUACGCCCCAUCGGAAACUGUCCGCACCACCGCGGGCAGUGAUGUUAACGCCAUGGACUCCUUCUGGACUGCUCUCGACGCAGCGAUCCGGGAGGUUCACAGCCGUGACCAUCUCGUGGUGCUAAUGGACGCCAAUGCAGGCAGUGAUAGGAGGCGAGACGGGUGCUGCGAUGCCAAGAUUAUGGGCGCGUACGGGCGCGACAUUAUGAACCACAACGGGGAACGACUCCUUGGACUGGCGUCAGACAACCAACUCUCCCUGACCAACACCUACUUCCGGACACCGAAAGGUGGAGUGCAGCACACAUUCCAGAGCUCCAACAAGGGAAAGGAGAAGUACCGCCUCGACUUCAUCCUCAUGCGGCAGGCGGACCGGCGUUUCGUGCGCAAUGUCUCCGUCAAACGUGUCGACUUCAAAGACUCUGACCACAACCUCGUGCUUACGACUGUCCGCCUCCCCCCUCGUGUGGCACCAAAUCGACGAGUGCGGGGGAACAGCGGAAGCAGCCGGAUCCGUAUCAACCUCGAGCGGUUGAGGAAAGACAAACACGUACGGGACGCCUUCCAACACAGGGCCUCCAGCCGCCCUCCGCCCACGGCGCUCAGGCAGCCAACGGGAGAGACCGCCGCCGAGCUGACGGCUACGGUGAUGUCGGCCGCUGCUGAGACCGCGCCGCUGGCGAGGUGCGCACGAGGGCAGAGAGGCUGGUACACGAGCGAAGCGCAGCACGAGAUCUCUGAAGCGUCGAAGGAGUUGAGGCGGCCCAGCAGCAACUGCGUGGGGCCUCAAAGAACAGCGCCUGCGAGGCGACCCUGAAGGCGAUGCUCAAGGCGGCGAGGAAGAAGCGCAGCAUCGCGAG
This is a messenger RNA of Ectocarpus sp. CCAP 1310/34, 1702 nucleotides long. NCBI's taxonomy places the organism in Eukaryota, Phaeophyceae, Ectocarpales, Ectocarpaceae. The record is from the annotation of a GenBank genome assembly.